Messenger RNA from Gossypium raimondii (Peruvian cotton), 1420 nucleotides. Its product is annotated as xyloglucan O-acetyltransferase 4. Bases 58 to 1416 code for a protein of 452 amino acids. Gene Ontology annotation, cellular component: Golgi apparatus. The transcript is spliced from 3 exons. Lineage: Eukaryota; Viridiplantae; Streptophyta; Magnoliopsida; Malvales; Malvaceae. Gene Ontology annotation, molecular function: O-acetyltransferase activity. The record is from RefSeq and is a predicted model, not a curated record.
UCAAUUCAGAAAAUCUUCAAAAAGCCCUUUGUAUCUUAUAUUAAAUUGGUUGUUUACAUGAAGAAAGAAAAGACAAUGAAGUAUUCAUCUUCAUCUUCAUCUUCAUCUUCAUAUUAUUUUUACUUUUUCAAAGAGAGAUGUCUAAACAAGGGGAGGCUUCCUCCAUUUUUCAUGUCUUUUCUUCUUUUAACCGUCAUAUUCAUACUCUUCAUCCUUUAUUCUACAACCCCUUUAACUCCCAUCUCCAACCAGGCCCUUUCCCGUAAUCUAAGGCUUCCACUCAUCAAACCACCUCCUAAUCUUCCCCGUAAAGGCAAACCCAGAAUUUUUCAUCCUCCCCUUCAAGGUUAUGAUGAUGGGAUUUCGAAAUGUGAUUUGUCAAAGGGUCAUUGGAUACCGGACCUUCGUGGUUCUCUAUAUACCAACUCAAGUUGCACUACAAUUCCCGAUUCAAAGAACUGUUUCCACCAUGGAAGAAGUGACAGAGAUUUUCUGAACUGGAGAUGGAAACCUGACCAAUGUAAUCUUCCAAGGUUUGAUCCCAAGGCAUUCCUGGAUUUUGUUAAAGGGAAGACACUUGGAUUCGUUGGUGACUCUGUUGCUAGGAAUCACAUGGAAUCUCUACUUUGUCUCCUCUCAAAGGUUGAAACCCCCAAAGAUGAGUACAAAGAUUCAGAAGAUAGAAAACGGAUAUGGUAUUUUCCUAAACAUGAUUUCACUCUUAUGAUCCUUUGGUCCAGAUACCUUGUAUCUGCUGAAGAAAGAAUGGUGAAUGGUUCACUAUCAGGCAAUUUUAAUUUACACCUACACAAAAUUGAUGAAGAAUGGAGCAAAGAUCUUCCUCUUCUAGACUAUGUCAUAAUCUCAGCUGCACAUUGGUUCUUUCGACCCAUUUUCGUCCAUAAUAGCACUGGCAUUGUUGGAUGUGUAUACUGCAAUACCCCGAAUGUGAAGGAUUACGGUGUUGGAUUCCCCCUGAAGUUGGCAUUUCGAUCUGCUUUGAACCACAUCAACAACUGCAAGACCUGCAAAGUGAGGGUCACCUUAGUCCGGACAUUUUCGCCGGCGCAUUUUGAGGAUGGGGCAUGGAACACUGGGGGAAGGUGUAACAGGACAAGCCCUUUGGGAGAAUCAGAGAUAAACUUGGGCACCACUGAAUGGGAGCUGAGGAGCAUGCAAAUGGAAGAGAUUGAAAAGGCGAACAUCAAAGGCGCUAAGGUCGGGAGAAGGUUCGGGGCAUUGGACAUUACGAGGGCAAUGCUGAUGAGACCAGAUGGUCACCCUAAUGAGUUCUGGGGAAACAAAUGGAUGAAGGGCUAUAAUGACUGUGUUCAUUGGUGCUUGCCAGGUCCUGUUGAUGUAUGGAAUGAUUUUAUGAUGGCGGUUCUGAGAAGAGAAGCUUCAUUUGUUUCUUAGUGAA